AUGAGUCAGCAAGGUCUCAUGGUUUCCAGUCUGCCUUCUCCAAUUACGUACAAUAUUUGCCAAUGCCUUAGUUCCUUGGAAAUAGUCAACGCCUGUACUGCCAUUUCGAAGUGGAAGUGGAUUAUUUUCACUCCAAGAGUUCAGAAUUUACUUCGUCGCCAUAUGAAUCGAUCGGCCUGGUUAGAUAGACGACUAUGUGAACUCACCUUGAAGCAAACUUCAUUGUCAGCAGACUAUAUAUGCCAAAUGGUUCGCUAUCACUCCAUGCAAACCGAUUUGUUUGAUCGAAAUUUUUCAGAGUUUGCACCAGUAAUGACUAUGCAGACGUUCUAUUGUCUUAUUCUUGGGCCAGCGGUUGAUGCAAUUGGGUUUCUGGACAGUUUCUAUACCACCCUCAUUCGUUUAAUGGACACUAAUUCGAAAGGUAAACUGUUCUCCCAUCCAGUAGGCUGGACGGGUAAUGGAAUCUCAAUCCGCAUUCCUGUGGAGGGAAACACUACUUCAGGUGAUUUACUUAUCGAAGUCUCCACUUUGCAUGCACGAUUCAAGGCCGACCGUGAACGUCAGUCAAGCCGAGUGAAGGACAGUUUUAUUGUGACCUCUGGCCAUUUAACAAGACAGGCUAGUUCUAUGAUCGAGGUUAACGACUUCGUUUUCUACCUAGUGGAUGCUCCUCAGAGUCACACAAGCUGGGAUGAAAUCCGAUGCGAAUUGACAGCUAUUUCUCGAUCUCUUUCCUCCAAACAGACACUUGUGGUGAUUAGCGUGUGUGCAGCAUCCAGCGUUGAAGACAAGGAAUUUGACUGCGUGUCAGAAAUUGCCCGGAACCUUGGUGGUGCGGAUCGCGGUCCACUUGCGGCAGCUGCUACGAAUUGGCGAGUGUAG
Echinococcus granulosus is the source of this 885-nucleotide messenger RNA. RefSeq lists its product as hypothetical. The record is from RefSeq and is a predicted model, not a curated record. NCBI's taxonomy places the organism in Eukaryota, Metazoa, Platyhelminthes, Cestoda, Cyclophyllidea, Taeniidae. The transcript has a single exon. Bases 1 to 885 code for a protein of 294 amino acids.